AUGCUAUAAAAAUUAAAUUUAAAAAUAUCUUUUAUUGAUUAUAUAUUAUACUAAUAUUUAAACAUCUUAUUUGCUUUAUCUGAUCUUCUAUUAUCAUAAUAUUUAAGAAUAAUUUAAGAAAUAAAGCAAAAAGGAUUAAUAAUUAAUAAGAGAAAUUAUGGUAUUCUAAAAAGUUUUAUUUCUAAUUUCUCAUUCAGAUUAUCACCACAGAGUGAAUAUAAGGAACACAAAAAGAUCAAUAAAAUAAAAUUUUUUUAAUGUAAAACAAUACUUAAUAUAACAACUAUAUGUUUUAUAAAAAGUUGUUCAUCUUCAAAAAAUACAAAUAAUGAGAAAUUAGUGGAAGAUAUUUUAUCUCAAAAUUUAAAAUUAACAAUAUGCAUUGAGAUGAUUACGUAUAUUAGAUAAUAUCACAUAAGAUAAAUAGAAUAAUAUAAAUAUAUUAUUAAAAUAUAAGUUAUAUACUUCAAUUAUAAGAUAGAUAUUGUAUAAUAUGCAACUUUAUAAUUAUUUAAUAUAUAAAAUUAUUAUUUUUUCAAUGACAAUUCUGAAAAAUUCAACAUAGUAAAUGAAUUUAACAAUUAUUUUAUACACCAUUUAUAGUUUAGAGUUUGA
This is a messenger RNA of Tetrahymena thermophila SB210, 615 nucleotides long. RefSeq lists its product as hypothetical. NCBI's taxonomy places the organism in Eukaryota, Ciliophora, Oligohymenophorea, Hymenostomatida, Tetrahymenidae. The transcript has a single exon. The record is from RefSeq and is a predicted model, not a curated record.